GAUUACUUCCAGAACGAAAAAUGCUCCCAAACCAAGGUUUUACUGUAUAAAUUUACUUAAUUACUUGUUACAUGUUUGGACAUUUAAGAGUUACAUUACCUAGUUUAUGUUUAAAUAGUUGUAAUGUUAGUACAGUACACUAAAAUAUUUCAAAAGGCUUUCAUUUUCUAGGACAAAAUAUACUAUAGUGUUUGAUAAAGCAUUAAAGGAUAAACUUUUUUAUAUGCAAGGAUUUCCCCCCCAAAUCAUAAAUUCACAAACUGGUCAUUGCUCAAAAUCCAGAAUAUUUUUCAGUUUUUGUGAUCAAAUAAUUUACUUCGCUGGCUCUCAAUCAGAACCAUCUAGAGUGUUUAAAAGAAAAAAAGAAAAAGAAAAACAUUCCCUGGGCUCCAACCCAGACCUUUUAGAACAGAAUCUCCAGGGCAUGGCAUUAGAAGCAAAAGAAGAGUAAAGUACCCCAUACUUUUAUCUUUAUCAGUGGGCCAAAGUCCCUUUAAGAGAGAGAUGAAAGUAAAUCUAGCUGAUUGGUUACCUUAUAAACAUCACAGGUAGAAUUAGCAGUGAGUGUACAGAAGCUUUAGACUUUAAGCUCACAGUUGUCUAAGAAGAGAACACUUCCAUGGAUCCACUUGUGAUUCUGGUGCUCUGUCUCUCCUGUUGGCUUCUCCUUUCUCUCUUGAAACAGAACACUGGGAAGGGGAAGCUCCCGUCUGGCCCUCAUCCUCUCCCUUUUAUUGGAAAUAUCCUACAGGUAGAUGUGAAGAACAUCGGCAAAUCCUUAUGCAAUCUCUCAAAAACCUAUGGCCCGGUUUUCACUCUGUAUUUUGGCAUGAAGCCUGCUGUUGUGCUGCAUGGAUAUAAGGCAGUGAAGGAAGCCCUGAUUGAUCUAGGAGAAGAGUUUUCUGCAAGAGGAAGUUUCCCAUUAGCUGAAAGAAUUAGUAAAGGACAUGGAAUCCUUUUCACCAAUGGAAAGAGAUGGAAGGAGAUGCGGCGCUUCUGCCUCAUGACCCUGCGGAAUUUGGGGAUGGGGAAGAGUGACCUUGAGAGCCGAGUUCAAGAGGAAGCCCACUACCUCAUGGAAGAGUUGAGAAAAACCAAUGCCUUACCCUGUGACCCCACUUUUGUCCUGGGCUGUGCUACCUGUAAUAUGAUCUGCUCCAUUAUUUUCCAAAAUCGUUUUGAUUAUACAGAUCAGACUUUACUUGGCUUCCUGGAAAAAUUUAAUGAAAACACCAAGAUUUUGAGCUCCUCAUGGGUCCAGAUCUACAAUAGUUUCCCUGCUCUCAUUGAUUACCUCCCAGGAAGUCAUCGCAAAAUAUUUAAAAAUUUUACUUGUACACACAAUUAUAUUUUAGAGAAAAUCAAAGAACACCAAGAAUCCUUGGACAUUAACAAUCCUCGGGAUUUCAUUGAUUACUUCUUGAUCAAAAUAAAACAGGAAAACCACAGUCAGCAGUUGGAGUUCACUAUUGAAAACUUGAUAGCCACUGCAAGUGAUUUGUUUGCAGCUGGGACAGAGACCACAAGCACCACCCUAAGAUAUGCUCUCCUGCUCCUGCUGAAGCACCCGGAAGUCACAGCUAAAAUCCAGGAAGAGAUUGGCCAUGUAAUUGGCAGACACCGGAGCCCCUGCAUGCAGGACAGGAGCCACAUGCCCUACAUGAAUGCAGUGUUGCAUGAGAUCCAGAGGUUCAUUGACCUUAUCCCAGUCAACCUGCCACAUGCAGUGACCCGUGACAUUAAAUUCAGAAACUAUGUCAUCCCCAAGGGCACAAGUGUACUAAUAUCACUGACUUCUGUGCUACGUGAUGACAAAGAAUUUCCCAACCCAGAGACAUUUGACCCUGCCCAUUUCCUGGAUGAUAGUGGCAACUUUAAGAAGAGUGACUACUUCAUGGUUUUCUCAGCAGGAAAACGGAUUUGUGUGGGAGAAAGCCUGGCCCGUAUGGAGCUGUUUUUAUUCCUGACCUCCAUUUUACAAAAUUUUACCCUGAAACCUGUGGUCGACAUAAAGGACCUUGACACCACCCCAGUUGCCAGUGGGUUUGGACAUAUCCCACCCCCCUACAAGAUUUGCUUUGUUCCUUUGUGAGGAAGGGCAGGCCAUCUAGCCACUACUGUGCUGUUGUCUAUAACUCCUCCUCCUCUUGGGUGUCACCCGCCUUCUUCUCACGACUAGGGAUGCUUUCUCUGACCUCUUGCCUCAUAUUUCCCCAUUGCCUCCACACCCACUGAACAUCCAACCUCAAUUAAAGGAGAGUUUCCAGAAUUUCAUUUCACAAA
Molecule: messenger RNA, 2283 nt
Organism: Herpailurus yagouaroundi (jaguarundi)
Lineage: Eukaryota; Metazoa; Chordata; Mammalia; Carnivora; Felidae
Product: cytochrome P450 2C41-like
Exons: 9
Coding region: 620-2092 (490 amino acids)
Biological process (GO): xenobiotic metabolic process
Cellular component (GO): cytoplasm; intracellular membrane-bounded organelle
Molecular function (GO): iron ion binding; oxidoreductase activity, acting on paired donors, with incorporation or reduction of molecular oxygen, reduced flavin or flavoprotein as one donor, and incorporation of one atom of oxygen; heme binding
Source: RefSeq, a predicted model, not a curated record